Anoplopoma fimbria (sablefish) is the source of this 4579-nucleotide messenger RNA. It is a transcript of the gene rbm6, whose product is annotated as RNA-binding protein 6. The coding region runs from base 116 to 4138 and encodes 1340 amino acids. Gene Ontology annotation, biological process: mRNA splicing, via spliceosome. Gene Ontology annotation, molecular function: RNA binding. The record is from RefSeq and is a predicted model, not a curated record. Gene Ontology annotation, cellular component: nucleus. The transcript is spliced from 23 exons. NCBI's taxonomy places the organism in Eukaryota, Metazoa, Chordata, Actinopteri, Perciformes, Anoplopomatidae.
AGAAGAAGAAGAAGAAGACAGCCUCCAUUUGUCGUCAGCUCGUUGAAGUCAUCGACGACCUGAACAGCGAUCCUGAGCCUGAAGAACAAGCAAGAGAAGAUACUGACUUACAAACAUGUGGGAUGGACCAGGGCCAGGGCAAGGACCACGGGGAGGACCGCCCUUUCGUGGUGAUCAUCAUGGAGAGAGGUUUGGCGGCAGAGAUCGUCCCAUGCCUGAUUUUAGAGGUAGAGAUGGGAUGAACAUGGGUCCCAUGGGUCAUAUGGGCCCAAGACCUCUAGAUAUGCCACCUAUGGACAUGAGAAGGAUGGACGGGCCACCCAUGAGGGGGCGUGAUAUGGACCAGCGUGAUAUGAGAGACAGAGAGCCAAACAGAGAUUUUGGCCGACCUGGAGAAGAGCCGGACUUUAGUCUAAGAAGGCACUAUGAAGUUAGCAUCAGAGACAAACUGAUUAAUUCUUCUGGCUUCCCGGGACCAGGCAGGAACUCAGUAGACAUGGGAGGGAGGGGUAUGCCACCACGGGAGCCCAACAGCAGGUUUAUGGACAUAAGAGACAGAGAGUCAUUUGACGCGCCACCUUUCAACAAUCCCAAUAUUGAUGGAAGAAGAGGGUUUCCAAUGGACCGGAUGGAGCGAAAUGAAGGAUUUAGGGACAUGCGUGAUAGGCCCCCAGUGGGCAUUGAUGACUGUGAUGGAUAUAGUAUGGACUUACCUCCACGUGAAAGGAGAGUGAUGGACAUCGACCGAAGAGGAGGACCACCUUUCAAUCCGAGAGGUAGAUUCGAUUCUGAUAUGGAUUUCAGAAAUCGUCCAUCGGCUGAAUUUCGAGGUAGGGAUCGAUCUCCCUUACGAUUUGGAAACAGUGAUGUCCCACCAGCGGACCGAGCAAGAUCAAACAUGCCCUCGGAUGUUGCUGGCCCUCAAAGAUCAGAGUUUAUGGGUGCAGAAAACAUAACCAGAGAGAGAGAUUAUCCAGAUUCUAGUGGCAGCCCCCUUAUGGAUUAUAGAUGCGGUGAAGAGAUGACUCUUGCAGAGGAAUGGAAGAACCGUCGAAAGGACAAGACUCCUCUCUUAGAAGUUGGUAAAGGUAUGGGAGAUGUACCAAAACCCAACUUCCCUCUAGGUUUUGGCCGAGAUGUGAAUGUCAGAGUUCCUCCACCAUUUCAGGAAAGGGAUAGGCCACCUGUCAAAUUCCCGGGGAAAGAUGUCGGCUUUCCUCAUAGUGACCACUUUCCUGCUAUGAAUCUACCAUCAAUUGCCAACAAAGCUCCACAAGACCAUCCGCGCCAGGAAAUAAGUCUUCUUCCCGGCCCUCUUGGGAGAGAAAAUGUGAGCGAACCUUGGCUUGGAGAAAGGAACCCGAAGCCUAUUCAGAAUAAAUCACAUUGUGACGAAAGGCUCCUUUACCAUCAAGAGAAGAAUCAGCCCUCACACUUGAUCCAGAAGCCAAAUGAUUGUUUCGAAGGGCUGAAAAAUAUCCCACAUAAUCAAGGACCUGCCAGGGGUAAGAUGGGCACGGAACGUGAUUUCCAAAGCAGCAGCACUGUACAGACGAGAGACCAAGACUACAGGGACAUUGAUUACAGAACGGGGCCAGGGAGGGCUUUUGAUUACAAGCACCAGCCGCUUCAAGCACCAGAGAAACUCAUCAAAGAGUCUAAACCAAUUCCACCGUCAAAAUUUAGCGAGUCUGGUUCUCAGGAUCAAGAUUACAGGAAUGCAUCUGUGGCGGACAAAGUUUCCAAUACAAUAUCCAUAAUCGGUAUUCCAAAGACUGCCACAAUGGAGCAGAUUCUUGGGGCCUUUGCAGUCCGUGAUGGUGUGCCAAUGCAGGGGAUGAAAAUCAAGAAUGUGAUGCCAGGUUACAGCUACGAUACGGCCUAUGUGGAGUUUUUAAACCUCGAGGAUGCAGUCCACUUCAUGGAGUCCAACAAGGGAUCCCUAAAGGUUGGCACUAGAACAACAUCCAUGAAGUACAUACAGCCAGAGGACCGGGAAAGAAGUGUUCAUGAAUCAGAUCACAAAGUACCUCAACUCCAGGAUCCCCAGUUGCCCAGACCAGAUGAGCCUUUAGAAAAGUUGAAGACCAACCUGGAUGAGUCCAAACCCAAAGGCCCUACGGAGCCAUUGUCCCACGGCCAGUGGCAGCGUAGCUCCGACCUGACUCCUGAGGCCUGGCAGCAGCAGGUGGACCAACAGCUCCAACAGCAGGAAACCGAUCAUCAGGCAGAGUCAUGGGGCAACCGCAACCUUCCUCAUCACGGUUCACACCAAUCUGACUCCAUCUUUAAAGACAGCAAAACCAUGAUAAUAAAAAAUGUGAAGCCCACCACCACAGUAGAGACAAUCCUGAAGGCCUUGGAUCCCUUUGCGUAUCUGGAUGAAAGAAACGUUCGCCUAGUUAAGGCCAAGCCACCAGGAGCCAAGUGUUUCUGCUUUGUUGACAUGGACUCCCAUGAGCAAGUGACACGUCUGGUCGAGCUCCUCACUAAACCCAGACCCCUUUAUGUUGAUGGAGUCAGAGUUUAUGCGGAGGUGGCAAAACCAUUGAAGAACCAAAAUUUCAGAAGAGACUUUGAUAAAACAAACAGUUCCAUCCUUGGGUAUCCGCCUGAGCCCAUCAUGAUGGGGCAGCAGCAACAUCAGCAGCAUCAGCAACAGCCACCGCAGUUCCCACUACCUCCACAGCACUUGCUACCUCUGCAGCCACCUGCUGGUGCCUCCGCUGGAAUGCAAGGUGAUUUCACGCUUGGCAGCACUAAUCCUGCUUUGUCAUCAGACCCCAUUAUUGGACAGGGAGUUGGCUAUGGUGAGACUCCAGCGGUGGAUCCAUCUUACCAGGCUGGUGGACCCCAUGUGCCCACAGAAUCAGCUGGGAUGACGGUCCCUGCAGAUGGAUCACAGCCCUACAUCUAUGGCUCUGAGAUUCCAGACAUGACCAACUACUUGUACGAUUCCACGUCAGGCUUCUACUACGAUCCUGAGACUACACUUUACUACGACCCUACCUCUAGGUAUUUCUACAAUGCUCAAACACAAGAGUACAUGUACUGGGAUGCUGCGUCAAAGACUUACAUCCCAGUUCCAGGAGGCAACCCUACACCGAGCCAACCAAUAAUCAUGACUGCUGAAGAUCAGGCCAUUCUUUCCAACCCAGCAGCAGAUGCUCCUCUGGAAAUGAAGAAAGCAUUGGAUCCUCCAACCACCGAGGAAGCUCUAGCACUUCUUCCCACUUCUGAUGGCGGCUCUGCUCUGGAGCCUGUCCCAACUUCCUCAUCAGCAGCUUCUGAAAGGAAAGACGACGACGACUCCAAAAAGGACAAAGAGAAGGACGUCGAGAAGCCAAGAAGUCUUGCCGCUGUCAAGAUAAUGAAAGAUAUGGAGCGCUGGGCAAAGAUCCAGAAUCGUCAAAAGGAUAGUGUUCGUUCCGCAUCACCGGUGCUAAAGUUCGGAAUUGACGAUGACAGGAGGCAGUCCAAGACGGCUGACGCUGGUUUCGCCAUCUUCGAGAGGAAGAUAUCCGGUGCAGAUGAUCUGUUUAAGAAGCCCCUCGCUCCUCUUAAGAAAGAUGAAAAGUCAAAGCGUCCAAUGGGCUCCCUGGGUCUGCUGGCAUCAGACUAUGCAGCUGGAAGUGAUGAAGAGGUGGAAGAAGAUAAGGAGGAUGCAGCUAGAAGCAGUCAUGGUGGACAGUCUGAAGACUCGGACACCAAGCUGACGGACUGGAAGAAGAUGGCCUGCCUGCUAUGUAGGAGACAGUUCCCCAACAAGGACGCUCUGAUCCGCCACCAGCAGCUUUCCGACCUGCACAAACAAAAUAUGGAGAUCCACCUUAAGAUUAAGAGGUCAAAGAAGGAGCUAGAGGCACUGGAGAACCAGGAAAAAGAAUUGAGUUCCAGAGAACCUUCCAGGUCACCAGAACAGAAAAGAAGAAAACAACAACAACACCACCAACAGCCGCAGCAUCAUAAUAGCUGGGCUGGAAGCUCCAGGGAGAUGAAUAAAGUCAGUGAUAGACCUGGUUUAGGAUCUGAACCUGUCCCGCAGAAGAAAAAGAAAGAGCCUGUCGUUUGGGACCACACCACCUACAAACAAGCAGUACGCAAGGCCAUGUUCGCACGGUUCAAGGAACUCGAGUGAUCUCAUCUGAACACAUCCUCACUUUGAUAAUAUGUGAAUUGUUAAUAUGACAUGCUUGCCCACCUUAGCAUGAGAAAUCCGUUUGACUGUCUUUACUGUUCCUCUGCCUUGGACAUGAUUACACUAUAGAACCAGUUUUCUACAGUGAAAUGAAGGGAGGAAAAUAUGUGGUGUAUAAAUCACUUUACAGGUCUACAAGGUGUUUAUACACAGCAUUGAUUUAAGUAUUUUUGCCCAUGUUUUAUGUGUGGCCUGUAAGUAGAAUUGUGAAAUGUGUCCAGGUAGUCUUUUUUUUUCUGUUAUGAUACUGUCACACUGGCCACAAUUACAUUUUUUUUCCUCUUUUUCUUUUUUUUUUAUAACAACAAUUUUUACAUUUUCAUUUUCAUGAGUUGAUAUUGCUAUGUUGUAUGUACACAUUUUUAAGUAAAAAAUAUUAUG